Messenger RNA from Coffea arabica (coffee), 1785 nucleotides. NCBI's taxonomy places the organism in Eukaryota, Viridiplantae, Streptophyta, Magnoliopsida, Gentianales, Rubiaceae. The record is from RefSeq and is a predicted model, not a curated record.
AUGGUGGAGGGACAAGAAAGACCAUUACCACAGCAAUUUCCUGCACCAGGAAAAUACCCUUGGCUGUUAUACCGUCAUGGCAAAGGCUAUAACGACCUAACCUUUUGCACGAUAUCUCCUUCUGGACCUGUGAAGAGCGAGCGAAAGAGGAUCCCAGAAUUAAUAGAUAAAACAGUUGUAUAUUGUUCUGAAGACGGCUGGUUAGUCUUGGCCGAUAUCGAGACCAAGUGGACGUACUCAAUUUGGAACCCCGCGACUUCACAAUGCUUUGAUCUUCCCCGUCUAAAAUCAAAGCUGCUCUUUAUCGAUAGUUUCUUGUCAUCGCCGCCAACUGAUCCAGGCUGUUUGGUAAUGUUAUUUGUGGCUAAAGCCCCGAUAAUCUUGUACUGCCGUCCUGGUGACCAAGAGUGGACUGAGUUUAAUUAUGGUGAGAGUUUGAAGGCCCAAACUUCAACCACAAAAGACAGCCGAGAAAAUUUUCUGUGUCAACCCGUAAGCUGCAAUGGUAGAAUCUAUGCGACAUCCGCAAGGAUUUUCUGUUUGAUGCGCAUAAACUUGGACAAGGAAUCCAACACUAUUUGUGGCAUAUCUUUAUUGAACCAGCAAAGGCCACCUUGGUACCACUUCCACUCAGUUCUUGUAAACCUUUGGUUGGUGGGAUCUGGGGAUGAGCUUUUCUCAGUUCACAGCUGUUAUGGCUCGCUAGACUUUUGCGACACCCUGACUAUUGAGAUCAACAAAUUCAACUUCCCAUCAAAUUUAUGGGAGAAGGUGACAAGUCUGAAUGGCCGAACCUUGUUUUUGGGCGAGCACUACAGCUUUUCGUGUCCGGGUCCAAUGGCGUCGUGCGACUCAGACUCGGACAUGGAAGAAGCUGGGAGAGGGAGUUGCAUUUAUUUCACUGACCGCUUUGAUGCAACGUUGUACUCGUACAAGAUCGAGGAUGAAAGCAUUACAACGUAUUUACCUUGCCCGGAUUUACCAAAACCAUGGCUUCUUUUUCCCACUUGGAUAAUGCCUGUUCAAAGGUCCGAGCACCAUACAACUACCAAAGAAGAUGAAGAAAUGCUGCCCCAAGAAAAUAAUGUUGAGGUCAAUAAUAGUAGCGCAGAGAUCAUCGAGGAAGAGGGACGCUUGUGCGAUCUCCCGCCAGAUAUGCUCGCAAUGGUCUGCGGAAAUCUUUCUUUUGUUGAUUACAUGAAUUUUCGUUGCCUUAAUAGAAUCUGUGCCUCCACCGUUAGGAUGAAAUCCAACUCACUCCCUCGGCCAUUUCUCAUCUUCUCCAAUAGAGAAAAGGAGUCUAUGAAAUUGUUGAAUCCAGGCUACAGGGCAAGCACUCAGUCACGGUUCCUGAGGCUAUUGAAGAUCAUACAAUUCGCUAUGCCAAGGACGGAUGGUCUAAAGCUAGAAGCCGAAACUGAUAAUGACAUCAUGGAGAUGGAGGAGGAUGGAAAUGCCGAGGUUGAAGAUGGUAACUAUGUUAUGGAAUGGAGAAUUAAUCUCGACCUGGAAAGGCCUUGCAAGAAUUUUCGACGCACUUACUUGGUGGAGUGUGAUGAGAAUCUUCUGUCUGUAUUUGAGGGGCGCAGGGGAAAUAGAGUUUGGAUUCGAGUGUACAAGCUAAUUAACGACGAGCAGAACUGGCAAGAGAUGAACAGCUUGGGGAACUAUUCACUGUAUCUCAGCCGGUAUUCAUCUAUCGCCCGCCUUGAGGAAAGCCCAGAUAUGGCCAACAGAAUUUACUUUCCAGAUUUUAUCAAGGUGGCCUGCUUUAUUAUUCUUUGA